CAGGAAGUAAACACAAACACGUUGGGAGAACAUGGAGCAUUCGGAGCAGAACCAAACCUCAGACAGUAAAAUAGUAAAUAAGACGGAUGUUUUAUGGGACUUUCAGGUGUCUUUCUUCGCUAUGAGUCGUCUGGUUUCAUUUCCGUGGACUUUUUUAGAAAAAGAUCUUGAAUGCAACAAAUCAUCAGAUCUGAUUUCAGACAUCCUCAAACUGACGUGUCUUCACUCUUUGUGCCGGAAGUUUCCACCAUCAGUCAGAUACAGGAAGCUGUUCCUCUCCGAGCUCAUCAGACGGCAGGAGGUUGCAGGCUGCGAUCCGCUGGACGAGCUGUACGAUGCUCUGGCCGAAGUGGUCGGAGCUCAAGACACGACCGAGUGCUACAAGAGCUACCUGCUGCCCAGCGGUGAUGCUGUCAGUCUGCUGGAGAACGUGGCUCUGAUCUCAGAGGGGACCACCGGCCUGGUGACCUGGGAGGCUGCUCUCUACCUGGCAGAGUGGGCUCUGGACCACCAGGACACCUUCACCGGCAGGACGGUUCUGGAGCUGGGCAGCGGCGCGGGUUUGACCGGCAUCACCAUCUGUCGCUCCUGCAGCCCGAAGAGAUACGUCUUCAGCGACUGUCACCACAGAGUCCUGCAGAAGCUGAGAGACAACGUGCGGCUGAACGGUCUGAGUGAGACGACGGCCAGUACGGUCGGCGUGGAGGAGAUGGACUGGACGACGGCCACGGAGGAGCAGAUCGCUCAGAUCGGAGCCGACAUCGUCAUCGCUGCAGAUGUGGUGUAUGACCCAGAUGUUGUGGAGAGUCUGGUGGAGCUGCUGUCAAAGAUCCUGAGGAGUUCGUCUCCGGAGGUCUUCAUCUGCUCCACCAUCAGAAACCAGGAGACGUACGGCGGCUUUAAGCAGCAGCUCGAAGAGGCAGGAAUCCGACAUCAUGUGAUCACAGGAGCCGUCAGCCAGGUGUUUCCUUACAGCAGAGUCUCUGCUAUAGAAAUUAUCAAACUGUUCAGGUGACACGACU
Anoplopoma fimbria (sablefish) is the source of this 1022-nucleotide messenger RNA. It is a transcript of the gene eef2kmt, whose product is annotated as eukaryotic elongation factor 2 lysine methyltransferase. The transcript is spliced from 8 exons. The record is from RefSeq and is a predicted model, not a curated record. NCBI's taxonomy places the organism in Eukaryota, Metazoa, Chordata, Actinopteri, Perciformes, Anoplopomatidae. Bases 32 to 1015 code for a protein of 327 amino acids.